Molecule: messenger RNA, 338 nt
Organism: Ogataea philodendri
Lineage: Eukaryota; Fungi; Ascomycota; Pichiomycetes; Pichiales; Pichiaceae
Exons: 1
Cellular component (GO): nucleolus
Molecular function (GO): ATP binding; nucleic acid binding
Source: RefSeq, a predicted model, not a curated record
GGUAUUAUCUUUACUCCUACUAGAGAACUGGCUCAACAAGUGACUAAGCACUUACAAAACGUUUGCAGCAUGCUACUAAAGAAGAAUCCAUACAUGAUAUUAUCGCUAACCGGUGGUUUAUCCAUACAGAAGCAGGAAAGAUUACUGAAAUACGAUGGCAGUGCCAGGAUCGUGGUGGCUACGCCUGGUCGAUUCUUAGAACUGAUUGAGAAGAAUGAGGAGCUCAUGAAAAGGUUUGCGAAGAUUGACGUUCUUGUACUUGAUGAAGCUGAUAGGUUGUUACAGGAUGGUCACUUUGAUGAAUUUGAGAAAAUCUUAAAGCAUUUGGGAAGAAUACG